Mya arenaria is the source of this 10066-nucleotide messenger RNA. Its product is annotated as neurobeachin-like protein 1. Gene Ontology annotation, molecular function: protein kinase binding. NCBI's taxonomy places the organism in Eukaryota, Metazoa, Mollusca, Bivalvia, Myida, Myidae. Bases 80 to 8338 code for a protein of 2752 amino acids. Gene Ontology annotation, cellular component: membrane; cytosol. The record is from RefSeq and is a predicted model, not a curated record. The transcript has 56 exons. Gene Ontology annotation, biological process: intracellular protein localization.
CAUCACAAAUAUGGGAAAUGGGGAAGUUUUGUAAAAAUGUCAACAAAUUGCCCUAAUUAAGCCGAAAGAAGGUGCAAUCAUGAUGGACGAGUUAAACGACAGCGAAAGAUUGUUCGAAUUAUGGAUGGUUUACAUCAAUAAAACAGAUCCUCAAGCUCUGAGGGAGUACAUUCAACUCUUCACCACAACCCACAACAAACUGAUAGACUGUGAUUUCGCGCAUUUGGAAGAAGGGUUUUCAGAAGAAGGCCCACAUCUUAAUAAACUACCUGAUACCUUUCUACAAGUGCUUGGUAACCAGCUUAACCAGUGUUGCUAUGGCGAUGACCUUGAAAAUAUCACCUUGGCAACCAAUAUUCUUAAGUGCCUUAUUGUGCUCUGCAGGAACUAUGACAAUGUGCCUUUGGUAGCCUCCUGCGAGUUUGUUAGUUAUGCUGUGAACAUCGCAACGGUUGUUGUCAGUAAGUUGAAGGGUAUUGAGGAGGAGACAACUCUGUCUGUGUAUAAUGGCUUCCUGAAGGUGGCGCUACAUUUGCUGGAAUGUUUGUAUGACCCAUACUUUACCUGGAGGAAACGCCUGCUGGGUUGGAAUGCUGACCAUUCAAGACUGAAGUUCAGACCAGCAUUAAUACACGUUGAAGUGGUUCCCUUUGUUCAUGAAUGUUUUCAACAAAGAUGGUUGCCAAGUAACAUCAAAUGGAGACUGGUUCAUGUGUUUGGUGCUGUUAUCUCAGGUUCACAGCACAACGCGCUGUCAGCUAUCACACCGGCAACACUGGAUGUUCUUCUGCGAGUUUUGGGUGCCAUUGAUGAUGCCAAACCAACCAAUGAGCAUAGAGAGGAGGCGGGGCAACUGUCGGAGCUCAUUUUGCAAUGCCUUGUCCGCAUGGUCCAUGUGAUACAUUCUUCAAGCCCCGAUCAGAGGCAGGUGGAAGUUAGCCAGAUACUUGAGGGAUAUCUACAGGUGCUGGACACUGGUCACUAUGUGGGCUCUGACACUGACCAGUACCUCAACAUGAUAGGAGCGUUCAGCAGUAUGUUGCGGUGUGAGGACAGGAGCGCUCUACAGGUGAUAGUUGUCAGUGGGGGAACUCUUGACACUCUGCUUACCCUGCUCCAGAAAACACAUCUGUGUGGGACAGAAGCCCAGAAACUGGCCAUGUCAGUCGUGGGUGUUUUGGGUGCCAUUCUGGUUGGAUGUAGCAAUGCUACAGUGAGAUUUGUGGCCACUAUUGGUUACACAAAGCUGCUUGACGUCCUGAAAAGCCUCGGACAGCCAUCGAAGGAGUUGCUGCAAUCACUUCUCAACUUGGUUGUGGAGGGGUCAUACAAAGAAACCUUUCCAAAACAAGUCAACAACACACAGGCCGCAAUUCUUCUCCUCCAAUGGCUGCCUGAUAUCCAGUCACAUGAUCUACAAAUAUGGCUGACCUCAUUGCUACGGCAAUUGUGUGGGUUAGACCACACUAAUAAGAUGCAGUGUUGUAAGGAGGGCAUGAUUUCAUGUCUGCUAACCAUACUUGCCAGGGAAAAGCAAAUCAGCCACACUGCUGUUGGCAAUUUGAUUGGUCUACUGGAAUGUCUUGGCACCCAAUCAAUAACAGCGAUAGAACUGAAGCAGUUGAUUGGUCUACUUAGAAUGGAUGAGGAGGGAAAUCAGAAUAGCUACUGCAGUCGACUGAUGCGAGCGAUGUCAACGAUGGCUCGUAGGGAAGGAAAGGAAGGGGCAUUGCAUUUCUUUAAUCUCCAUGAACCAACUGAUGGAAUUUUGUUACCAGGGAUUCGUAAGUGGCCUGGCACAGCAUUUUCCUUCCAUGCCUGGCUGUGCUUAUCAGCAAGUGUGGACAGAGAGCUGCAAAACAUCCCUGCAGCCCAGACGUAUCGCAGGACACUGUAUAGUUUCCUGUCCAAUUCCGGCAGUGGGUUUGAGGCGUUCAUUAAGGAGUCAGGGGAGCUAACUAUAUCGGUGUUCAGUAAAAAAGAUCACCACUCAGUGACGGUUCCUGAAACUGGUGCAAUUUUGCUGGAUGAACACUGGCAUGAUGUGUGUAUUGUUCACACAAAUUCCAAACGUCCAUUUGUCUCCAGUCAGUUGAAUGUUUACGUUGACGGGAAACUCAGACUUAACUCUCAGCUUAAGUAUCCCAACAUGACUGAGCAAUUCACAUCAUGCCGUGUGGGAGCUCAUGUUUGGAAUCUACAACAAUCAGCUGAGGCUGAAAAAGCAAUCAGUCCUCAACCACAGAAGAAAAUCUCCCCUUUCAAAUUCCUCACCCGGGGGGCGUCAAAAUCCAACAACAGUGUUCCAGGAGUUGACUGCAUACCUUGUGGAUCUGAAGACGACCAAUAUGGAAUUCCAAUUCCCCUAAAUGGACAGAUAGGAUCGGUUUGUUUGUUCCAUGAGCCUGUUUCAGCCACUCAAGUCAAGUGUCUGUACUCAGCGGGGCCGAACAAUCUCACCGUGUUCCUGGAAGAGAGUGAUGUGCUGGAUUUACCUGGUAAAAUGGUGCUACACUACAAUGCAAGGGCUUGCAAGGACUGUAAGAUCAUGGAUCUGUCAGCCAAUCAGAAUGAAGGAAUCCUGUCUGGUCAGAAGUGUAUCAACUGGGAUACCAAGGAUGUGAUCAACUGCAUAGGAGGGAUCCAGGUGUUAUUUCCCCUGCUGGAGCAAGUACACAGACAAUCCUUACCUCCACUGGUGAAGAGUCCUGACCUGGUUCUCCUUGAUAGCACAGUGGAUGAACAGGGGGACUGGGUCAUUUUACCUAGCAGUUCUUACGCAGACACUAAGUUGGAGCAGAACCAGGUGGCAGGCUUCCUGACUUUACUCCGGAACAUGGUACAGACCCGCCCCGUCAACCAACAGACCUUUGUACAGACAAAUGGGGCAGCCGUCAUUGGGGCACUGCUGCAGAAGGUGAAUGCCAAGUUGAUAGAUGUGAAUGUCUUGAUGGCUGUUCAACUGUUGAUAGAGGCCACUGCCGCCACCAACAAGCUUAUGCUGCAACAUCUGUACCAGUAUAUCUUGUUUGAUUUUCGUAUCUGGUCGAGAAGUGACUUCCCUGUCAGAAUAGGUCACAUACAAUACCUCUCCACAAUCAUCAAGGAUGACCGCCGCCACUUCAGGAAAAUGUUUGGAGUACAGUACAUUCUAGAUGUUAUAAGGACGUUCUACAGUACCAGUGGGGGCCUGUCAGAGGAGGACUCGCGAACAAUCCGGGUUUCCUUGAUGGGUCUGGUGAAGUAUUUCAUCCUCAAAGACAUCACUGCCCAGGAAAUGGCUGCCGUUCUCAACUACAUGAUGGCCUGCGGGGAUGAAAAUAUGAUCAUUGAGAGCUUGGACAUGUUGAUCCAACUGUUGAGCUCAGGAAGGAAGCAGGACCAACUGUACCUGCUCAUGUUUGAGCCCAAUGUAGGGGAGAUGCUGUAUGGCCUUCUCACAUUGAAGGGAUUCACCAUUAUCUACUAUGAAAAGAUUGUCAAGGUGCUGUACAUACUGUUGAAGACAGACAAGGUAUACGAGAAGAACAAGUCUCGUCUACGUCUCACUGAUAGCGGCCAUCUUGGUCUGAUAAGCCUGAUAGACGGGAUAGAAAUAUCAGGACCAACCAUCAAACGCUUCCUGGAACAGGUCUCAUUAACAGACACCCCACAAUCGUAUGGAGCCAUUCUGGCCAUCCUCCAGCUCAUCUACAACAGUGGCUUUGAUAUCAAACUAGAGGCCAGCAGGCAGCUUCUCUCUAUCCUUGUGUCCAAAAAUGGUGCUGCCAAAUAUUUCGCCAAACAGCUGGGCUGGCAGGAGGUGCUAACACAUUUGUUUAUUCUGCAGCCCUCCGAGGAUUGCGUUGACAGACAGGAUGGUGACAUCACCAUGGAUACAGAAGAAAAAGGGGCGGUGAACUCUGAUGAUCUGAUUGAUUUUGGGGAUGACAGAUCUAUGACUCAGGGUGAGAACUUUGGGGAUGCCAACGUGAUUGAGAAUGGAGAACCUCUUCAAAGUGAAAGUGCCAGUAAUAGUAAUGAAGUUAGUGAAAAUACCGAUACCUCUCAGUCGGCAUUACCAACCACAGGAAGUGUUCAUUCGGAGAAAGACUGUGAUACAGUAGAUAACAAGGUCUGUGAUAUUAAAUUUUGCCAAAACAGUGAUAUUUACUCAUGUGAUAAUGUAAGUGGGAGUAAACCUUCUCAUCCGAACACUUUGAAUCUCAGUUCAAUUACACCUGCAGGAGGAACAAACAUAUCAAGUGAUUUAUUCAACCUAGCUGACACCCCUACUACACCUAUGUAUAUAAAGUCUGGAUAUUUUGAAGCAAAUCUCUCGGAGUUCGACGAUGAUUACAGGGAAGUGAGUCGGAGCUCCAGCGCCAGUGCAGAAGAUUUAAGCGCAAUCGGACAAAGGACGAAAGAGAGAAAACAGCUAGAAAAAGAAGAAAGUUGUACAUCACUUUCACAAAUUUCGGAAAUCAGUCGCAGUGAGAGCGAUGCUACACUCAGUGAGGUCGAAAUGCGAUAUGGGUCAAUGUCGGCGUCAGUAUCGGCCUCUCACCUAAGCAUAUCAGAGCGACGUCCCGACAGCGGGGAAAGGAUGUUGGAUAGUCUGGGACUAAAGGGGAGUUUUCUGAUGAACGUUAUGGAUGAUUCGCAGGAAUUGUGUCAAAACCUUCUCAUUGCGGUCUUCACUGUAAUGUGGAAAGGUGUUGAGGGCUCCGACACAAAUGCGUGGAAGGAGCGUUGCGAGGUAUUGUCGUGGCUGGACCACAUCACCAUGAACAAUGUGCUCAUGUGUCCGUCAGUUGAGAUAAAGCGGCGACUACUCGAGAUGAUGCUUCAUGCCUGCACAUCUGAUGUUAAAGAUGCUGGUCAUACGUCCCAGUCAUACAUGGAGAACUCCAUUCAGCUGAUGAAACUGGUGCAACACUUCCUACAGCAAAACAUCAAUACGGAACAUGUCUGUAGUGAGGGGCUGCUUGAGGAUGUGGUCACUCUGCUGGACACGCUAGCUGUUUGGGACGUCCAGUCUGGUGCGGGAUGGUCUGAUAUGGUCCACCUUGGUCUCGGGAUCAUAGUGGCAUUCACCAAACUCCCCAGCUUAGAUUUAUGUGCGAGUGCAACUGCCCGUCUCCACACCCUUGUACAGACCAAGUUGAUAUCAAGCUCUGCCGAGGCUGCCUUCCUGAUUGGUCAUCUCAAUGCAGUCAUUGUGAAAGCUGUGGAUGCUGGCACUGACCACUACAGUUUUCUAGCCCCAGUAAUGAAGGCCCUUAUAGACAAGUCCUAUCAGCUCUUCAACCUUGACCUCAACCUCCCUAGUCUGCCCUCGACUAAUCUGAGCCCAACUUUCUUCGAUGACUUCAAGACCUACUGUAAAACUGAGGAAUGGAUGCGCUUCAUUGAAGAUUUUGUUGAGCCCCAGAAGCAGCACUUCACAGAGACUGUGUUCCUGGAGAUGAUACAGGAGAUGGCAGACUUCUGGUCCGACUGUAACUCCGAGAUGAACAUGAACCUGCACAAGCUCAACAGGGAGCGUGGAGAAAGCAAACUGAGGUUCCAGGACCAGAUCCUUAAUGUGUACCAAAAGAAGGUGGAAACGGAGACAAAGAGAUUCCACAAUAUUUCCACCCAGCUACGUAACCAGCAUAGCUCAGUGCUGCGACAGUGGAGGGCCAAGAAAGCCUUCUUUACUGGAGAGAGAGGAGCCUGGGCUGACAGCAGAGGCCACACUCUGGCCCAGCCUGUAAUUCACUGGAAAUUAUCCAACCAGGAGAACUUCUCACGUAUGAAGGUCAAACUGGUUCCUAACUACAACUUUGACCUUCAUACCCAGGCCAGCCUCAUCAGGGACAACUUUGGAGUUGAAGACAUCAAUCUGCUUGAGGCUAUGAGGAAGCUGAAUGUUGUAAAAGAAGCCUUUGUAUCUAAGGAGAACAUAGGGGAUGAUGGGAUAGGAGAUGAAGAUUGGAAUGUGAUCAGUGCACAAAGUUCUGGCACAGAUGAAUACGAGGACAAGGAAAAGCUGGUGAUGUCCGAGGAGUGUGAGUUGGUGACCUUGCAGGAGGUCAUCAAAGGUCGACUAGAGGUCACUACCACCCAUGUCUACUUCUUUGACUGCACCACAACCAAGGAAGAUGGUGGUGAGGAUUUUAAAUGGGGCCUUCCGCAGCUGAGGGAGAUUCAUUUCCGUCGAUACAACCUUCGGCGUUCAGGCCUGGAAAUGUUUCUGGUGGACCAGACCAACUACUUCCUUAACUUUCAGAAAAAGGUCCGUAACAAAGUAUACAGUAGAAUCCUGAGUCUGCGACCUCCAAACCUGAUAUACUAUGGGUCAAGGUCACCAGCUGAGCUUCUCAAAGCUUCAGGACUAACACAGAAAUGGGUACAAAGAGAGAUCAGCAACUUUGAGUAUCUGAUGCAGCUGAACACGAUAGCAGGACGGACGUACAAUGACCUCAGCCAGUACCCUGUAUUUCCAUGGAUACUUAGUGACUACACGUCCCCUACUCUUGAUCUGGAGGACUCGUCGGUGUAUCGUGACCUAUCGAAGCCCAUCGGGGUCCUCAACCCAAGGAAUGAAGAAGACAUCAGGGAAAAGUAUGAACAUUUUGAGGACCCUUCUGGUAUAAUAGAGAAGUUCCACUAUGGCACGCACUACUCCAAUGCUGCCACGGUGAUGCACUACAUGAUCAGGAUGGAGCCGUUCACUACACUCCAUAUAGCUCUGCAGAGUGGAAAGUUUGAUGUGUCUGACCGUCAGUUCCACUCCAUCCCCGGGGCAUGGAAGUCUAUGUAUAACAACUCCAAUGACGUGAAGGAACUCAUCCCAGAGUUCUUCUUUCUGCCCGAGUUCCUCAAUAACAGCAAUGGGUUUGACCUGGGAAAGCUGCAGAUUUCUAAUGAGCAAGUAAAUGAUGUAGAGCUGCCAAAAUGGGCGGAGAGUCCUGAAGACUUCAUAUAUAAACACAGGAAAGCUCUGGAGAGCGAGUAUGUGUCAGCCAACCUUCACAACUGGAUCGACCUGAUAUUUGGAUACAAGCAGAAAGGCCAGGCAGCGAUAGAUGCUCUCAAUGUCUUCUACUACUGUACUUACGAGGGUGCUGUUGACCUAGAUGCAGUCAAGAACCCCAUAGAGCGCAAGGCUCUAGAAGGGAUGAUCAAUAACUUUGGGCAGACCCCGUGUCAGUUAUUGAAGGACCCUCACCCCAAGAGACUAACAUUUGAGGAGAUCGUGGCCAAGUCCUUCAAGACUGACAGACAUCUCAGUAUAUUCUUCUUCUUAGAGAAUCUGAAGGUGUAUUUUGUGGAGGUAUCAGCAGAGACGGACCCUCUGGUGUUUAUUAACGUUCCGCGUAGUCAGCCUAGGUCGAUCAUCCAGCACGGCAUGCACGAUACCAUGGUGACAGUAAGUGCUGAAGGAGUGAUUGGAACACAUGGCUGGCUGCCAUACGACAAGUCUAUCUCAAACUAUUUCACUUUCGACAAGGAUCCGACUGUCACAAACAUAAAGACCCGGAAGAAGUUCAACAGCCCUUUUGCUCCCGGUCUGACGGUAAGCCCGGGGCUGUUUGUGGUCACCCAUGACUGUAAACUGCUGAUCAGCGGAGGACACUGGGACAGUAGUAUACACAUCUUCCACAUUGGCAAGGCCCGCAAGCUGACCCAUAUUUGCAGGCAUAUAGACAUUGUGACAUGUUUGGCUCUAGACUACUGUGGCAGCCACCUGAUUACUGGAUCAAGGGACACAACUUGUGUCAUUUGGCAGGUCCUGCAACAGGGUGGUGUAUGUGCUGGGGUGUCCCCUAAACCCCUACAGACGUUAUAUGGACAUGACCAUGAGGUAACUGCAGUGCACAUCUCCUCAGAGCUUGACAUGGCCGUCUCAGCUAGCAAGGAUGGCACUGUCAUGGUACACACCGUGAGGAAGGGUCACUACAUGCGAACGUUACGUCCAGAGACCUCCCCCGGCUAUAAUCUCAACAUCCCCAUGAUCGCUGUAGAUGAGAUGGGUCACAUUGUCAUUUACUGCCACGAAUCUCAGCCAGUACAGUCAAAGACUGUGACGACCCUGUACCUGUUUUCGUUAAACGGGAAGCUGAUCAUUUCCCGGGAGGUCGACCACGGCCUUGGUCACAUGAUCAUCAAGGGAGAAAACCUCAUCACAGGGGACAGUGAGGGAAACAUCAUUGUGUAUGAGAUAUUUGGACUGCGACAGAUGACAUGCCUGCCCCUCUAUGUCCCUAUACACAGCUUGGCCAUCACAAACUCAUGUACUCAACUCAUGGCUGGUCUUCGCGAUGGCAAACUUAUCAUUAUCGGAAGAAAAGCUAACAAUGAAGUCCGCUGAUGAAAGAAAAACAACAAAUUGGUGACACAGGACAGACUCAACUCCUUCUAUUGUAAUAUGUUGUUAUGCCGGCCUUUGCUCUAACCCUACAAAUAUUACAUUUGGAUGCUGAAUAAACCCAACAAAAUAGCACGACUAAAGAAAAAAACUUGAUACUUGCUAACAUGAAAGACUAUUCGCAAACAUUGGUUUUCGGUAUGUUUAUAACAAACACUCAAAAAGAUCCAGAUAAUCAAAUAAAAUUUCAUACAAAUUUUGUUAGGGUAAAUAAUUAUGCUCAUGUAAAAUGCUCAUGUACAGGAGGAAAAUUGAGUCUGGCUUCAAUAUUUGCUGAGCUAUGCCAAUUUUCUGACUGAAAUACAACAGAUGGGAGUUGGCAUUGGCACAACACUCGUUUGCCGUAAUUGUGAAUAAACUUUCAAUAGUGAACUGAUACAGCCAAUUGUAAAACAGGUUAUGUUUUUGGUUUUGUCAAAGCUAACCAAACUGUUUAUUGAUUGGUCAAUAUUUUGUCAAGUAAUUAUUACGAACCAAUCAUAUUAUUUAAUGUGAAAACUAGACUAAACUGACCGGUUACAACUUAUCAACGUUUUAUACAAUUGGCUAGGGGUGGUUUGCUGAUAAAUGAAACUCAGGAUUCAAAAGAAAUUACCCAUGUAGGAUGGAAUAAAUGAAUGGCAGUUAGUUAUGCUUGUAUUUGAGUGAUUCAAGAAAUUGUGGCUUUUUGUUAGGAAAAUACUAAAAGAAAGUCUUACAGACUAGGACAUAUCAGUUUACAUAUCCAAGUUUACUGGUAGAAAAUGGUGAUAAUUAUAUGUGUCAGUGUAAUAUUGAUAGUUUAGCAUGCAUAUCACCAGUUUUGACCCUUUUAAUUUUUUUGUCUCAGAAUCAGCUUAUUUCGACAUCAAUGCCUUUGAUUAUAACAUAUGAAUUAGUUCACAAUAGAAAAGAACUCAAUUGUUUGGGAAAAAGCUAAAAAAAUAGGUUUUUUUAUAGCGUUAAUAACUAUUUAAGCCAUAAAACAUCAAUUUUUGAAUGUAAAUUUAAAAUCUGUAAUCUGCUCUUUCGUCACAAGGUUAUAUCACUGGUUUCCAGAUAUUUAUGUAAAAGAAUGCUAAUUCCAAGAUAAAAAAUAAAAAAAAAGUUGUAAAAACAAUAAAUCUGUGAGAGUGCAGCUUUAAAUCCAAUAAUAAUAAUAAUGAUGUUUUGGUUUCCAUGCCAACCAGCUACAGCUAAAAAAUUCUCAGUUCAAUACUAAGUACAAUCAGAUAUUCUAUAUAGGAUCUUUGGAACAAUGCUUAUUCAAUGCUUAGGCAAAAAAAAAAAAUUGUUUGUUUAGGGUAACCUUCCCAAAAUUUCUAGGUAGGGUAGGUAGGGAUUUUUUUUUAUUUUUUGAUUUUUUUUUCAAAAUCUGUCGUAAGUUUCGAGUGUUUUCUUGCACAUGGCAGUCUUUCCUACAUUACUGUCAUUGCCUGACUUUGUUUUAUCAUAUAAACAAUAAUUCUGAUUAAAAUCUUCAUAUAUCCGCCCUUCGUAACUCUCUAUUCGCUAACGAAUAUUUUUUUGCUCAGAAACGGAAAAAAAUAGUUAGGGUCGGCGCAUUUUUAUAGGUAGGGUCGGGUUACCCGAAACAGACAUUAUUUUUUUUUAGGCCUUAUGUAUCACAAUAUUGUUUGUUUAUAUUAUAUAGUGUUUUUAUUUGUAGAUAUAUUUCAGUUGUUUUUUGUU